Molecule: messenger RNA, 2581 nt
Organism: Ziziphus jujuba (common jujube)
Lineage: Eukaryota; Viridiplantae; Streptophyta; Magnoliopsida; Rosales; Rhamnaceae
Product: heterogeneous nuclear ribonucleoprotein 1
Exons: 6
Coding region: 535-1968 (477 amino acids)
Molecular function (GO): RNA binding
Source: RefSeq, a predicted model, not a curated record
UUUUGAGAAUUAAAAAAAAAAAAAUCAUCCCCUGUCAUCUUUCUUUGGCUCCUCCAAAUAUUCUUACACCAGAGGAUUUUGCCAGUCUCUCUCUCUCUAUUUAUAAAUUGUCCCUUGCCCAUCUAAGCUUCAAAUUCCAUUUCUUUUUAUUUAAUUAAGGGAAGUGGAAUAACCAAGAAACAUAGAAAAGAAGAGAGAGAAGCCUUUGUGUAGAGAGAGAGAGGAUGAGCAUGUCUUCUGUUCUCAUUACAAAUAUUCCUCUUCUUAGAUCUUAGUUCCUAUCAUUUUCUCAUCUGGGUCCUCUUCAAAUGGAAAUCUGGGUCCUUUUCUGAUUGUUGCAUAGAGGAUCGGAUGUUCCUAGAUUGAAUUUGACAAUUCCCACUUUGUCUUUGAUCGGAGCACCAACUGGGUUCUGUCUGAAUUUUCAGAUAAGUAUCCGAUUGUGGACCAUCCAUGAAAUAAUACAAUCCAGAUUGGUUCUGGGGCUGAGCUUUGCCUUGAUUGAAUUGAAUUGCCUUACAGAUUUCAAAAAAGAUGGAACCAGAUCUUGGCAAGCUCUUCAUUGGUGGGAUUUCUUGGGACACAGAUGAAGAACGACUUAAAGAAUACUUUAGAAAAUAUGGAGAGGUAGUUGAGGCCGUGAUCAUGCGAGAUCGGACAACGGGUCGUGCUCGUGGCUUUGGCUUUGUUGUUUUUGCGGAUCCUGCUGUGGCUGAAAGAGUCAUUAUAGACAAGCACAUGAUUGAUGGCCGAGCAGUUGAAGCAAAGAAGGCUGUUCCUAAGGAUGAUCAGCAUAUUUUAAGCAGAAGCACUGGUGCAAUUCAUGGUUCUCCUGGUCCUGGACGCACCAGAAAGAUUUUUGUUGGAGGUUUAGCAUCUACAGUCACUGAGAGCGACUUUAAGAAGUACUUCGAUCAGUUUGGUACGAUAACUGAUGUUGUAGUGAUGUACGAUCACAACACCCAAAGGCCUAGAGGCUUUGGCUUCAUUACUUAUGAUUCAGAGGAAGCAGUGGACAGAGUGCUGCAUAAAACAUUUCAUGAACUCAAUGGUAAAAUGGUUGAAGUCAAGAGGGCAGUUCCCAAAGAGCUAUCACCAGCGCCCAGCCGGAGCCCUUUGAUAGGAUACAACUAUAGUUUGGGUAGGACCAAUAGCUUCUUGAAUAGUUAUGCUCAGGGUUAUAAUCUGAGCCCAAUUGGAGGUUUUGGAGUCAGGAUGGAUGAUAGGUUCAAUCCAAUUUCCAGCAGUCGAAGUGGGUUUUCUCCAUUUAACACUGCUGGUUAUGGAAUGGGUUUGAAUUUGGAGUCAGGGUUGACUUCAAACUACGGUGGGAAUUCCAACUUUGGUAGUAGUCUAGGAUAUGCGAGAAUGCUUAGUCCAUAUUAUAAUGCCAAUCCAAGCAGAUACAAUACCCCUAUUGGAUAUAAUGCAGGUAAUGGGAGGACCAAUUCUCUGUUAAGUUCAACCACUCGAAAUGUAUGGGGAAAUGGAGGCAUUAGCAAUGCCACAAAUCCUACAAGUCCAGGGGCUUACUUGAAUUCUGGAAGUGGGAGUUUUGGGGUUUCAUUUGGAAAUAGUGGAUCCAACUGGGGCCCUACUCCUGUUUCAAAUCCAGGUGGAGGCAGUGCUUCUGGCUAUACUAGUGGGAGUAGCUAUGGGAGUGGAGAUAGUGGCUUUGGGUUGGGAGGGGGAGGAUAUGGAAGGAACAGUGGCACAGUUGUAGCCCCAACAUCAUCAUAUCCUGGAUCAACUGCUGGUUUUGAGGGCUCAUAUGGGGAUCUAUAUCGUAAUGGUUCUGUUUAUGGUGAUGCAACUUGGCGCUCCACCACUCCUGAGUUAGAUGGUUCCAGCACAUUUGGUUAUGGCCUUGGCGGUAUAGCUUCAGAUGUCACAUCCAAAGGUUCAGAAGAUUAUAUUGGAAGCUACAAUGUUACCAGUAGACAAUCUAAUAGAGGAAUUGCUGCUUAGAAGAUUUGUUGUUUGAGUAUCAUGAGGUGAUAGUAGGUGAAGAGAAAACAUAUCGAACUUUGAAGAUUUGUGAAUUUUAUACAUCUCCCUUAUUAAGAUAUUCAGCUUAUGAGGAAACUGAUUAUAUAGUUCUAACGAGGGUUCCUUUAUUUGGAGUAUACAUAUUCAGAGAGCAAGUGCAGUUACAAGGGAUUUUGUGUAAGGUUUGAAAAAAAUUUUAUUUUAUUUUGUUUUUUUUCUUGUUUAAGCUUAGGUUCCUUUCUUGGAUGUUGAUUGAGGUGUAAAAUCAGAUUGCGGGAUAUAUACUCAGUAAGAUGAUUCCAAUUAAUGUAUCGUGCAUCUACAGCCAGACGAGCCAGCGUUAGUCUGUUAAAAAAAAAGAUAGGUUAUUAAUUUUUUCAAAUUUCUUUUCUUCUUUUCUUUCUGUAAUGCUUGGCAAAGUUGCUGGCUUUUUCCUUUUAUUUGUUCCUCUGGGAUUUUUUUUUUUUUUUUUUCUUUUUUCUCUCAAAAAAUUGUAUGUGAGGUUUUUGAUUUACUAGUGUGAAAACAUUGGAGGGAUGCCCACAUGGGAUCCCCAUCAAAUAAGUUACUAAAUAUUUUGAUUCUUUUUUCA